GUGUGUUCGCUGGAGUCCGUGUGGGGAAAGUGGUAUGAUCGGGGCUCGCAUAAGUUGCGACGAUUUUGAAGCUCAAAAUAUGCAGCCGCCCGUAUGGCACGUUUUCUUGGCAAGCUGUUCUGUGUUCGUGACUAAAAAUAACGCAGGGGAUCGCUAACAUUGAAUGUUACUAUCAAGAACUGAUCAAGCGAGAGGCCUUAUUCAUUAUGGAGACUGGUCUUCUCAAUUUUCACGAUGAAGAAACUUUUGCAACCUCAAUUUAUGAUCAGGGUGACUUCAGUGGAGUUGAUGGUCAAAGUUCUCUCUAUGAUAUGAUGCAUAGUGAUUUGCAGUACAGUUCUGAUUACACAAAUCAGUCUGUUGUACAUUGGGAUUCGGAUCAAGAGCAAGAACACAAUGGAGAUCUUGCUGUUCUUCCAGUAGCACCAUCAGAGUGUAGUAGCCUGAACAGCAGUAAAGAAGAUUAUAGCAAGUCACUUUUUGAAUGGCAGGAUGGUCUAUUUACAUAUCAGCCUCUAGAUCCUGAUGUUGUGUGCAUGGAUGGCCAAGUCAUUCCCUCUGAAUUACCUGACAAUAUAUUUGAAGAUUCAAUUGAAUCUAAUACCAGCACUUCAAGCAGCUUACACAAGCCUGGGCUUUCAGCACCACUUGCAAUACCAGCACGAUGCAGCACACCUAUUCCUUCUCCAAAAAAUACAACUGUUUCAUCUGAUGCGAGUCUAAAUUUAGACAUGUCUCUGUCAGCACUAGAUGUGAAUGUUUCUGACAUUGAUGUGUCAGCACUCGGAAUCAAUGUUUCUUCUUUAGACAUUAAGGCAGAUAAUGUUGACAAUGAAGUAAAGUCUGUGAAAGCGAAUGGGGCUGGUAGUCAAGUUGAUGAUAAAACAAAAAGUUUGGAUGAAAUCCUGAAAACAGAAGAAAUAUUGCCAUCUCCAGUGAAAAGUGGCUUAGACACUGUUGAAGACCCUGAGUUUGCUGCUAUAUUUGGUGCUGCCCAGGAGGCUGCAUCCAAGGAAAAUUCAAUACCAUCUCUGAACGGGUCUCAGUUACCUCUUCCCUGUCCUGAUGUAGAACAGCUUCAUGACAUAGCCAUGGAGUUUAUCAAAGAAGAACAAGAGGCACAAGCAUGGAACAACUUACCGCUUGACUGUAAUGUUGACUUGGAUGCUAUAGACGCGGCAGUGCCAGUCUUGGAGGCUGGGAACUUGGAGAGUCUUCUGGAACAAUUUGAAGCAACGUUGAAACCACCUCCAGAAUUUUCGCAGUCCAUGCCAGCAUCUCCAGCACAUUUCUCCGUACCACCUUCACCUUUGUCAAUGCCUGCUUCGCCAUUGUCAAACCACAGUGCCAAUGCUCCAAUUUCUAAGACCUCUCCAUUGCCCUCACCUUUGUCUUCUCCUGCCAAAGGCAAGAGGGAAGCUUCUACACCGAAGAAAUCGUCUCCAUCAACUAAAGGAGUAUCUUUACUCCAUCAAAAUAUACUGGAGUCAUUACCCACAGAAAUUAUGGACAGAAUCAAGGCAUCGGGAUGCAAGAAGACAAUACCAUUGAUUCCAGCAAUGCCAAGCAAAAGACCCAGUAGGUCUGGUACCCGUAUGCAUGCCGCAGGAGCAGCAUUAAGUAGAAAUAAAUUAUUGAAGCUGGUCUCCCGGAAAAGCACAGGUGGAGAAAAUAUCCAACUGGACCACGAUUACUGUAGUAAUGAUUCAUCAAACAAUAUAGAGUUUGUUCCGGAUAAAUUGGUCAUGGACAUUCAAGCAAGCACAAAACAGAUGGAGUGGGAUGAAGACAAAUCCCGUAAGGACAGUGGUCUGGAAUCAGGUGAUGUCAGUGAAGAUAGUGAAGGGGCUGCUGUUCCAUCAAAUUAUAGCUCUGGUUAUGAUUCAAGUAGUGGCUCUAGGAGUAAAAAUAGCUUGCUGAAGCCAAGAACCAUAAACCAAGGCGGGAGAAACAAGGAAAUGUUAAUGGUGUCUGUUUUGAAGAAAGUUAGAUGUGAUACUCCUAAAUCACCUUCAAGUCAACAAAAUGUUGUGCAACAACCAAAACAAACUCCUAAGACUAAAAAUUCUGCACCUCUGUGUGCCACUAAAUCUCCUUUGCAAGUUGAUGCUUCUCUCAAACCCCUUGUAAAACAAUCAAAACCGGUUCAAAGUCUUGUGGAGACAGUUAAACUACCUCCCAAAGCUAUAGAAGUCAAAACUCAGUCAAAGGAAGUAGCUGUUGACCAUUCUAGAAAAGAUGCUGUUAAAUCUACCAUGACACCUGUCGAAGUACCUCAGCCAGUUGCUAAGCCACUUAAAACUAUUGUCAAAACUGAACCGCCAGAGGCGCUUACACCCACCGAGACCCUGGUUUCUGUUGAAUCAAAGCCUGUUGAUGUGACUGUCCUUACCAAGCCUCUUGAACAACCUAAAAAACGUAAACUUAACUUUGAAGAGUAUCGGAAUAGACAACGUGCAAUGGAACAGAAAAAGGAGAGCACAGUUUCUCCUAAAGCUGAACCACUCCUUGAAAAGAAGUCUGGUUCAGAAGAAAUGGAGGCUGCAAACUUUAAGGAUGUUAAGCCAGUACACUUGACAGUUACUGUCAAGGAGGAGAAGAACUUGGAUCCUGUUCCCCUUACAAGCAACCCCUCUGUAACAAUCAAACAGGAGAAAGAAGAGAUGGCUGUGUGUGACACAGCUGUCCCUGUGGUUGACAACCAGAAAAGUAACCUUGAGCCUGCAUCUCAUCCUAAAUUAUUAACAGUAAAGCAAGAGAAGGAUUUGGAAAGUGCCCCUGAAGUUAUUGUUGUAGAAGAGGAUUCAAAUGAUUCCAAUUCAAAACCUGUGGAAGAUAAAAAGAAACAACGGCAAUAUCGUACUAGACACUUAAGUACAUCAAGCAGUGAUGGAUCCCCUCAAUCCAAGCCAGUGAUUAAGUCCAGAAGGGAAAACCCCCCUAAGAAAGCAGUGUGUUCACCAUUAAGGUCCAGGUCUCGAACUGUGUCAUCAUCGAGUUCAAGAAGUGCCAGCAGUAACAGCAGCAGGAGUAGCAGCAGCAGCAGUGACAGCAGCAGCGCAUCCUCUAGCAGCAGUGCAGGCAGCACGCACAGCAGUGGCAGGAGAAAGAGGACCACCAGGAGGAGGAGACGCAGCUGCAGUCGCAGCAGUCGAAGCUCAUCCAGGUCCACCCGAAGAAGCAACAGCAUUAGCAGUGGAUCGAGCCGCCGCAGCAGCCCUCGGUCUGCCCGUUCAAGACGACGCUCUCGCUCCAGAUCUCAAAGGCGGUCCAGGCGGGACCGCAGCGUGAGCAGCCGUCGCAGCGCGAGCAGGGGAAGGAGCAGUCGAGGCAGCAGGAGCGGAGGGUGGAAACGCUGGAGGAGGGACUCGAGCAGGAACAGAGGCAGCAGCAGCAGUCUCAGGAGGGAGCGCAGCAGAAGUAGGCGGGGACGUGGUGGAUCUUGGAGCAGUUAUCGUUCUUCGUCCGGGUCUCGUUCACGAUCUCGUUCUACCUGCCAACAACACCGAGGUCGGACCUUUAGGUCGAGGUCUCGCUCCCAGUCCCGACCCCGGGCUCGCCGCCGGUUGUGUUCUUACUCAUCCAGAUCAGAGUCUAGGUCGAGAUCCCGCUCGAGCCGAUCCAGGUCGUAUUCCUCAGGCUGUGGUCGCCAUCAGACUAGGUCUAGAAGUAGGAGUCGCGAUAUUAAGAGAGCCAGAACCAGAGCCAGAGCCAGAGCCAGGAGGAGGAGGGGAAAGAGGGAAGGAAGAAGGUCCUGGAGAUCCAGAUCACCAAUGCGAAGAAAUGUUGACUGGUCUCAUGUUGAAAAGGAGCACAAACGUCAAGUUGAGGAAAGAAGAGUAAUAUAUGUUGGUCGGAUUCCUGAGGAUACCACCAAAGCAGAACUGAGAAGAAGAUUUGAGGUGUUUGGGCCAAUUGUGGACAUAAACCUUCACUUCAGAGAGCAUGCGGACAAUUAUGGUUUUGUAACAUUUGCUUAUAAAGUAGAUGCUUAUGAAGCUGUUGAACGGGGAAAUGAUGAUCCUACUCAACCUCACUAUGAUUUGUGUUUUGGAGGAAGAAGAAAAUUUUGUCGAGAGCGGUAUGCUGACCUUGACGGAAUGGCUUGUAAUAAAGGAAGCUUGGGAAAUGUACCCCACAUGAAUCGUGGAAAUGAAAGCAACUCAUUUGAUGACAUGCUUCGUGAAGUCCAGGCCAAGCUAAAUGCAAGAAAGAAGCUAUGACAUUGGGCUCUUUGUUACAUGUAGUAGUGUUAGGAUGGGUUCACUUGUAACCAAAAAUUACUGUAUGCAGCAUUGUUACCUAGGUAAAGGCACUGAGGUGAAUAGAUAGCCUAGGCUACCUUGAAUAUUUUCAGAAAAGCUUUUCUUUAAUAAUCGAAGGGAAUAAAGGUGAUAAUUCUAAUCCUCUGUGAAAUAGUGUGUGAUAAUUAAGACUUAUUACUGCUUUUGAUUAAAUGAGAUGAUCUUCAUCUCAAAUAAUAAUGUUGGCUUUAAAUUGGUGCCUUCUCUUUUCUCUGUAUAGGCAGCACCUAGAAAUGUGUGCAUAUUUUAUCAAAAAUAUUCUAAUGCAUUGAAUUUAACUAAUGAGGCAACUACUUGGCCCGUUGUGUAAUUUUCUGUAAAAAGCUUUCAGUCACACCUCAGUGCUUCAGAAUAGUACAAAGCGGAGGAAAACUCUGAAGCUGUUGUUAUUUGUAAAUGAUUAAUGUUAUAAAUUUUGGUAGCCAUAGGAAUGCAAGAACUGCUGGCCGCUUUGUGAAGUCAUGAUUUCUACUUGGUUACUCCACAUAAUUCUGAUUUUAUUACUUGUGUCUUGGCUUCGUUCGUUUCCUGCAAAUGUUGGGGAGUAAUUCAGUUAUGUGCUGAGCCCGGAUAAUGACAAAAAGCUUUGUUUUAUUAUUUUUAAUUUUAUAUGUGUUUUUGUUUUUACAUUAUGUAAAAUGCUUAGCAUAUCUUAAUGUCCUUGUGUUCUGGCCUAUUUGGUUAUUGUUUCCUCGCCAAGAUUCUGUAGUAAAAUCAAAGUUUAGGAAUAGAAAGAGUAAGGCUCAAACAUAUAUACUUAAUUCUUGACAAUGACCAAACUGGAGUAUGGGUCUGGAAUAGUUUGACUACAAUAUUUGUGGCAUUGUUUUAUGCUUUUGUGCUUUGUAAGCAGACUGUUCGAACAUUUGGUUUCCAAAUAAUCAGCACUCUGCUUAUUUUCAUUUUCUGAUGCUUGGUCUCUGCAGUUCUUUGUCUUCAAAUGUGUGUGUUAGAUUGUGUAGGUAGUGCAUGUGUUAAUUAAAGUGGAUUCACUAAGAUGUUAAAGUCAUCCAUCAUACUAUAAAGUUGGGUGUUUUACCGUGAGGUGGUUUUAUUUUCAUGUGGCAGUAGAGGAUAUGGAUGUUGCUAGGACAGUUUCAGACUACAUAAAAUACUGUUAAUCCUGUGACUUUGAUGCUAGUCUCAGGAAUAAUAACUUUGUUCCUGUAGGGUUUAAUUGAAGCUCUGUUAAUGAUAAAUUCGAAUUGCCAUAAUAGGAUACAUUUGCCUCUUACUUUUUUUCCCAGUGCUAGAUCUCCAAAAAAUCCUGAAUAUCUGAUGUUGUUCAAAAUUAAUAUGCACAUGGAGAAAGGUAAUUUUGAACCAAGAUAUUGAAUCUUAAAGUUCAAAAAACAUCCUUGUUGAAUAAGGUCCCCUCAACCCAAUGUUUGGCCUAGCUCAAAAUCGAAAGCAGAUUUGUUCAAAGGAAAGAUGCUGAGAGAAGGUCGAUUGAUCAGUGCCCAAUUUUUGACAGUUCAUCAAGUCUUUCAAUAUUUUUACUCAAUGAUCGGUUUAUUCAAUGGGAGCUCUUAAGCGACCUCUCCUUUAAACAAAUCUGGAAUAUGCUUUCAGUUUUGAGCUACGUCGCAUAGUAUGGGUGGAAACUUUUCUCAAACCUUAUCUCAAUUACGAAAUAAUUAACAACAAAAUUCUUUAAUCUGGACGCUUUCAUCAUUGUAACUUCUGAACUAAUUUUGGAGAUGUACAAUUUUUUGGAGAUAUGGCACCUGAACAUUGCCGAGUUACAUGGGUCUAUUUUUGAGAAUCAGACAAAAAAGGCAUUGGAUUUUUCUGUAAAAUAGUAUAUAGCUCUCACAUCUAUUUGAUGCUUGUUGAUAAAUUGGUGUCUUUCAACGACUUUGUCUUAGUUCUGUCCUGUGAAUAAAUAUUAGCUACCUACAUUGUAGUGCAAGAGAUGAAGAGAACUUAUGAAUGUUGAUCAUUGGGUUCAUCCAUGUGUAUGCUUAUUGCAAGCUUCAAUUAGGUAGGGUCUCUUAGGACUAGUGUAAUUAUAGUACAUGUGUAGAAGAGCUGUUAUUUUCUCUUAUCAAUGUUUCAAAAUUGUAUGGACCUUGGCUGUAAUUGAGUGGUUAUGGUUUUGAAAACACUUUUGUGAUUGAAAUGACUUCUUGCUCUGGAAUAAUGUCUGUGAUUUUUGAAUGGGUGAUGAGUAAGAAACGUUAUGCUGUGUUAAUGUUUGACCAGGAAGGUUUUCUGCUAUAGUGGAACAUAAUGCAGCCUCACAGAAACUUUCUCCCAAAAAGCGUUAAAAUUUCUUCUGUGUAGGUCAAUACACAUUAUAUUUCAUAUGUUAAAAUUUUCAAACAUUGCAAGAUUAGAAAGCACUGUUGUAGAAAUGCUAAUGAAAUCUUCCAUUGAAUAUUCUUGUAAUAUUACUUGUAAUCUUUACUUUUCUUCAUAAUAUUACCUUUGGGUAACAUAUUUUGUGUGAAUUGCAGAUCAGAAGUAUAUUUUGUAUACCUAUCAACAUCUUCACAAAGGCAACUUAAUUGAACAGGGGUAUUUUGAUAUCAUAUAGCUGUCCUGAAGUCUCAAAUACUCUCAUGUAGGUACUUCAGUAAUUUGAAGUAUUCUGCCAGAAUAGUAUUCUUAUUUUUUGUCCAGUGUAUCUGUAACUGAAAGUUGACAUUAAAAACAAAACAUAACCAGUGUAUCAGUCAGGUGCAUGGUAUUCCUUUCCUUUACGAUGGUAAUUGUAAUUUCUUCUAUUUCAUGGCUAUUUUUGAUGCACUGUCCUCUCCCCUUAUGGGAAGAUGGCAGGUAUACACAGUAUGUUAACCCUCCCUCUUUUGUGUAGGAGUAGCACCACUUAGUGACUUUAGCUUCUCAUGGAAAUCUCUGAAGUAGCAUUUGGAACUGGACAUUUGUGUCUGGAGAGUGUCCUCUCCAUAGCUCUUAUUUUCCAUUAGAAACUUGCACUGACAGUUUCUUAGGAUGCUUCUUUUCAUAGCCACUUUAGCUUUCAUGAACAUUAUUUAAUGUGGUUGUGGAGGAUGUUUUACCUAAGGUGAUAUAUUCCUUUGUGAUUGUAUAUUUUGAUGUGAUUUAAGACAAUGGUAUUGGAAAUAGUUUGUCGAAACUUAUCUAUGAUAUAAUAUUGUGACAUUUCAAUGUCUUUUGUGCUAAAAUGUAGACAGCUGGUAUAGGUCACAGCUAUGCCUCAUGCUCCCUAAUCAGUGACUUAAAAAAGCCAAGAAGAGAAAACACAAAUGCGUACUUGCAUUUCGCACAUUAUUAUUUUAAGUUUCAAUCUGUUCCUUGAAAAAGAAAAAAGAAUAGAUGUUGAUGUUCUACGGAUCUAUUUAAUUUAAAAUCUAAGGUUAUUUAGAAUCUUGUCUCUUUGUUUUUUUGUUUCAUGCUCAUUUCUGUUACUUUGAUUACCUGUUACUGGGAAACAUUUCUCAGCUGGUGGGACUGACUAUAAUUGCUGAGAAAUUAUACUCCUUAUAAUACAUAAGUAAUUUUUUUUUUUUCAAGUCAAAUGCAUUCAUGACUGAUUUAGCCUGUAUUGCAAUUACUGUUUUGGGAGUCUGAAAAGUUUAGGGUUCAUUUCAAGUGAUUUUCUUUUAAGCAAUUGCAAAUGUGUACAUUUACUGAUUUAACUAAAAUUGUGUUCAAUCAAUUAAUUUUAGAAUGUUUUCAUUAAAAAGACAGUUGUCUUUUGCAUUCAUAUUCUGCUGCACUUUGCAAAAGUCACAUGGGCAAGUAGUAUUUAUGCAAAUGUCCGGCUUGUAGUAUACUUUCUCCUGUAUGGAAAUUAUGCUUCCAAUAUCUCAGGAAUUAUUUUAAACUUGGUACUAUCUUCCUACCGGUACUUUAUAUUUUGUGUGGUGAAAAUAUGUGCCAGUAUUUUAUGUGGUGUUAACUUGAAUCUGUUGCAUCUUCGUUAAAUUGUUUACCUCCUGGAGAGGUAACUCCUAGAGCAAGUGCUAAUAAACUGGGAUGAAACAUCUUGAUCAUGUGGAGAAAACCAUCAAGUGUUCAGAUGUGAUCUUUAGUGUCAGUUUUGUUUUCUAUGUAUUCAUUAAAAUCAAUAUCUACGGUUGAACAUAAUGUUCAAAGUAACUUCCUUCUUAUGCCAAGUGAGAGGUCUUUUAAGCUAACAAAUACAUAUGCUAGUAUUUCUUGUGUAUAUUUCAGUCAUUUUGUUUCAUUAUUUGUUCUUACUUGAUAUUACGCCUCAGAGCAGCUCUUGCUGCAUAUUUCUAUGUAUAUUUAUGAAGUGACAAUUUUAAUCUUAAUGUUAUGAUGGAAAAAUAAAAGGGAAUAAAAAAAAAGUAAAAUUAAAAGGUGAUAAAGCAAAUAAAAAAAGAAGAAGAAAGGAACCUGAAUGAUUGAUAGAUUGCUAGGUCUUGGGCACUGUAAUGUGUGUAAGGUAUUCCUGCAUACUAUAAUUUCAUGAACUGAAAGGAAAUUCUAUGACAAAUAAGGAGAGUCCGUAGUUUCGCGGAUGAUGAUAUUUUCUUUUCACAGCGCACUCAACGCCAAUGUGAUUGUAUCCAAUCGUCUUGUGUUACAUUUCAGUUGUGAUAAUAAAGAAUCUUGUUCAGUGAA
Messenger RNA from Thrips palmi, 8879 nucleotides. RefSeq names its product serine/arginine repetitive matrix protein 2-like. NCBI's taxonomy places the organism in Eukaryota, Metazoa, Arthropoda, Insecta, Thysanoptera, Thripidae. Gene Ontology annotation, molecular function: RNA binding; transcription factor binding. Gene Ontology annotation, biological process: positive regulation of transcription by RNA polymerase II. The transcript is spliced from 16 exons. Bases 207 to 4223 code for a protein of 1338 amino acids. Gene Ontology annotation, cellular component: nucleus. The record is from RefSeq and is a predicted model, not a curated record.